Trichosporon asahii var. asahii CBS 2479 is the source of this 1749-nucleotide messenger RNA. Its product is annotated as vacuolar membrane ATPase subunit a. The coding region runs from base 1 to 1749 and encodes 582 amino acids. Gene Ontology annotation, cellular component: proton-transporting V-type ATPase, V1 domain; fungal-type vacuole membrane. Gene Ontology annotation, biological process: proton transmembrane transport; ATP metabolic process. Lineage: Eukaryota; Fungi; Basidiomycota; Tremellomycetes; Trichosporonales; Trichosporonaceae. Gene Ontology annotation, molecular function: ATP binding; ATP hydrolysis activity; proton-transporting ATPase activity, rotational mechanism. The transcript has 3 exons. The record is from RefSeq and is a predicted model, not a curated record.
AUGGAGCGCGCUCAGCGCGACCUCCCCAAGAUCCGUGAUGAGGACCGCGAGUCGAUGUUCGGCGCUGUCUACAGUGUUUCCGGUCCUGUCGUCAUCGGAGAGAACAUGCGUGGAUGUGCGAUGUACGAGCUUGUCCGUGUCGGACACGACGAGCUUGUCGGUGAGAUCAUUCGUAUCGAAGCCGACCGCGCCACCAUCCAGGUCUACGAGGAGACUUCGGGCGUAACUGUUGGUGACCCCAUUCUUCGUACCGGCAAGCCUCUCUCCGUUGAGCUGGGCCCUGGUCUCAUGACCAACAUCUACGAGUGGGACUUCAAGCCCGCCAACUACAAGGUCGGCGACCACAUCUCUGGUGGUGACAUUUUCGGAUCCGUUUACGAGAACUCGCUCGUCGACAACCACAAGAUCAUGCUUCCUCCCCGUGCCAUGGGUACGAUCACUCACAUCGCCGAGGCGGGUUCGUACACCGUCGAGGAUGUCGUUCUCGAGACCGAGUUCCAGGGCAAGAAGACCCAGCACACCCUCAUGCAGCUCUGGCCCGUUCGUGCUCCUCGUCCCGUCGCCCAGAAGGAGAAGGCUUCGUACCCUCUCUUCACCGGACAGCGUGUUCUCGACGCUCUCUUCCCCUCCGUUCAGGGUGGUACAACCUGUAUUCCCGGAGCUUUCGGAUGCGGAAAGACUGUCAUUUCCCAGGCUCUCUCCAAGUUCUCCAACUCCGACAUCAUUAUCUACGUCGGAUGUGGCGAGCGUGGCAACGAAAUGGCUGAGGUCCUGGCGGACUUCCCCGAGCUCACUCUUGAGCGUGAUGGCCGCGAGGAGCCGAUCAUGAAGCGUACCGCUCUUGUCGCCAACACGUCGAACAUGCCCGUCGCCGCGCGUGAGGCGUCCAUCUACACCGGUAUCACCCUCUCCGAGUACUUCCGUGACCAGGGACAAAACGUCGCCAUGAUGGCCGACUCGUCGUCUCGUUGGGCCGAGGCUCUUCGUGAGAUUUCCGGUCGUCUCGCUGAGAUGCCCGCCGACUCCGGUUACCCUGCGUACCUCGGUGCCAAGCUCGCCGGAUUCUACGAGCGUGCUGGUAAGGCGCAGUGUCUUGGUUCUCCCGAGCGUGAGGGUACCGUUUCGAUCGUCGGUGCCGUCUCGCCUCCCGGUGGAGACUUCUCCGACCCUGUCACGACAGCCACCCUCGGUAUUGUGCAGGUCUUCUGGGGUCUCUCCAAGACCCUCGCCCAGCGCAAGCACUUCCCGUCCGUCGACUGGAACGUCUCGUACUCGAACUACCUCAAUGUUCUCGACCCGCACUACGAGAAGCACAACCCCGGCUUCGUCGACAUCCGUACGCGCGCCAAGGAGAUUCUUCAGAAGGACAAGGACCUUGCGGAGAUUGUCCAGCUUGUCGGAAAGUCGGCGCUCGGUGAGGGUGACAAGAUCACGCUCGAGGUCGCCCGUAUGCUCAAGGACGACUUCCUGCAGCAGAACGGUAUCUCCGAGUACGACCGCUACUGCCCCUUCUACAAGACGGUCGGCAUGCUCAAGAACUUCAUCACGUUCAACGACCUCGCGCAGAAGGCCGUCGAGGGCGGAGAGGUCACCUUCUCCAAGAUCCGCGACAGCGCCCAGGACGUCAUGUACAAGCUCUCGCAGCAGAAGUUCGAGAGCCCCAACACGCAGACUGAGGGCGACAUUACGGGCAAGUUCGACCAGCUCAACCAAGAGAUCCAGGAGACCUUCCGCCGACUCCAGGAGUAA